Pectinophora gossypiella (pink bollworm) is the source of this 5793-nucleotide messenger RNA. RefSeq lists its product as uncharacterized. Lineage: Eukaryota; Metazoa; Arthropoda; Insecta; Lepidoptera; Gelechiidae. The record is from RefSeq and is a predicted model, not a curated record. The coding region runs from base 177 to 5432 and encodes 1751 amino acids. The transcript has 7 exons. Gene Ontology annotation, cellular component: plasma membrane. Gene Ontology annotation, biological process: AMP catabolic process. Gene Ontology annotation, molecular function: 5'-nucleotidase activity.
CUCAUUGUAGUCGCAGACGGGAAAAUGGCGCGAAAAUCGUUAUCAAUGAAGAUGCGCUCACGCAUGUAAUUGUCACGCCGAAACCAAUUUUUCAUCAGUUGCGCCCCAACCUCCGGUCGAGGCGCCCGCUCGCCGCUCUCAAAAACCCCGUGAUAUCGCGUGUUAACCAUAAAAACAUGAAGUACCUUACACAACUGGCGGCUGCCUUAGCCGUGGUGACCAUCACAUCUACGAGCGUGGUGAAGUCCCCGAUGGUCACUCCUGGUGACGGCAAGUUGGAGCUGCUCAUCCUGCACAACAACGACAUGCACGCACGCUUCGAGCAGACCUCGCAACUCAGCGGCGCCUGCACCGCGGCAGACAGAGAGGCCGGCAAAUGCUACGGAGGGUUCCCGAGGGUCGCACAUGUGGUGAAGGAAGCGCGCCGCGCCGCUGCCUCGGGCGAGGGCCCGCCAGUUCUAUACCUGAACGCCGGAGACACCUACACGGGGACUGCCUGGUUCACUAUCUACAAGUGGAAGAUUGCCGCGGAGUUCAUAAACGCAUUGCAACCAGAUGCCGUGUCUCUGGGCAACAAUGAACUUAAUGCUGGAUCGAGUGAGCUGUCGCCUUUCUUAGAAAACUUGGAAACAAAUAUAGUGGCCACUAAUGUCAUCGUCAAAGGAAGGGAAGAUAAGCUACAAAAAUCCUUAGUGUUUGAUAUAAAAGGCGUCAAAAUCGGCCUCGUUGGCUAUCUCGCUCUUGACGCUAAAGUCCUAGACAGUGUCGGUAAUGUCGAAUACAUAGAUGAAGUCAUAGCUCUGAAAGAAGAAGUUACAAAACUACAAGAACAAAAUAUCAACAUUAUAAUAGCUUUAGGACACGCUGGUCUCGAUAAAGACAUAGAGAUAGCAAGAGAAGUAGAAGGAGUAGACUUAGUGAUUGCUGGUGAGAAAAAUACUUUCAUGUGGAACGGCGCAAGCGCUAUAGAUCAGGAAUUAAAUGAACCUAUUGAAGUAAUUCAAGAAUCAGGAAAACGUGUACCAGUAAUCCGAUCUUCUGCGUACAAUACCUACUUAGGCCAAAUCUACGCUGAAUUUGAUGCUUUUGGAGAAAUUACAGCAUUGAGUGUAGAUCCAAUUGUUCUUGAUGACUCCGUAAAGCAAGAUAAUGAAUCUGUUGAUAUUCUCAAUAUGCUUCAUGCAGAAUUUUCAACAAGACAGGAAGAAAUACUUGGUCAAACUGCCGUUGUACUCGAUGGAGAUUCUUGUAAAUACGAGGAAUGUAAUCUGGGCAACCUGAUAACAGAUGCUAUGGUAUACUAUCAUGCUACAAGGUUUGAGGGCGAACAACCGUGGACUGACGCUUCUAUAGCGAUUAUUCCUGCUGAUAUAAUUAAUGCAUCUAUAGCACCAUCUAUCCGACCAGCGAGCAUCACGUUAGGCGACAUACUAACAGUCUUACCGGUUGAAAGUAACAUAGUUACUGUUACUAUGAACGGAACUAUUCUACUUCAAGUAUUAGAACAUGCUGUGUCCGACUACGAUGUAUCCAGUGAGCGGUUCCUACAACUUUCUGGUAUUCGAGUAGAGUAUAAUUUAGAGAAUGAAAUCGGUUCAAGAGUAGUGUCCGCUGUAGCACGUUGUUCCUCGUGUUAUGUCCCCGAAUUCUAUUCUAUUGACUCUAGGAGUUACACUGUAAUGAUGCCUGCGUCUUUAGCUAAUGGUGAUUAUGGAUAUUCUAUGCUCGUAGGACUGCCAAGAGAAAAUUUGGAGUACGAUGAAGUAACAUGUACAGCAGAAUUCAUUCGACAGCGCAGCCUAGUAUAUCCCGAAGUAGCCGGUCGCAUUUCGCUGGGAAACCAUGAGUUUGAUGACGGCGUCUCGGGCCUGACACCAUUCAUAGAAAAUUUGACGUGUCCUGUACUAGCUGCUAAUCUUAAUCUCUACAACGAACCUACUUUACAAAAAGAAGCAAAUCUAAUGAAAUCAGUCGUAUUCGAUAUUAACGGUACACAAGUUGGAGUCAUAGGUUAUCUAACCCCUGAAACUAAAGUCCUAGCUGUAAGAAACAAUGUUGAAUAUAUCGAAGAAAUAAUCGCUAUCAGACAAGAGGCAACAAGGCUGAAAAAUACAGGAGUUAAGAUUCUGAUAGCUCUCGGUCACUCUGGUUUCAAUAAAGACUUGGAAAUCGCUGAAAAAGUAGAAGACAUAGAUCUAGUUAUAGGAGGACACACAAACACAUUUUUAUGGAAUGGCACUAGUCCUGAUGUAGAGAAUCCAGAAGGCCCAUAUCCUACACUAGUUAAGCAAGCUUCAGGUAGACAGGUACCCGUGGUGCAAGCUUACGCUUACACUAAGUAUUUAGGCAAGUUGCAUUUAACAUUUGAUGAAGAUGGCGAAAUCGUUCACAUUGACGGAAAUCCUAUUCUUUUAGACAAAUCUAUACCUCAAGAUCCAGAAGUUUUACAAAUUGUUGAGCGAUAUAGAGAAGGAGUAAUGAAGAUAUCGGAGGUAGUAGUAGGUAGUACGGCUGUGGUAUUAAAUGCGGUAACUUGUAAAAGGGGGGAGUGUAGCUUGGGCAAUUUGAUAACAGAUGCAAUGGUACAUAAGUAUGCAUCGGAAUACAGAGGACAAGGGUGGACAGACGCACCAGUAGCUAUUAUUCAACGUGGAGGCAUCAGAGCUUCGAUUGUUCACAUAGAGCGACCUGCAAAUAUAACAAAGGGUGAUCUUCUAGCUGUGAUGCCGUUUGAUGGCAAUUUAAAGAAAGUUGAAAUAAGCGGUGAUAAAAUCUUAAAGAUGUUGGAAUAUGCCGUUGCCAAAACUGAAUACGGACGUUUUCCUGGUCAAUUUUUACAUUUCUCCGGUAUGUUUGUUGAGUAUGACAUAAAAAAUCGACCAGGCAUGAGGGUGGUAAAAGCAUCUGUCCGGUGUGGUAUAUGUGAUGUACCUAUGUAUUUUCCAGUGAACAGAAGCGAAACAUACCAUAUAUUGAUGCCCUCAUUCUUAGCCAGUGGAGGAGACGGAUUCUCGUCCCUCGGAAAUCACGAGUUCGACAACGGCGUCAGUGGACUCACGCCAUUCAUAGAGACGUUGAAAUGCCCUGUCCUAGCAGCCAAUCUUAUACUUGAUAAAGUCCCUGAAUUAGCUAAUCAAACCAACCUUAAGAAAUCCAUCGUGUUCGAUAUAGCUGGCACCAGAAUAGGUAUAAUAGGUUACCUGACUCCAGAAACCAAGCAAUCUGCUAUUAAAAAUAAUGUCGAAUACAUAGAUGAAAUUACAGCUAUUCAAGAAGAAGUUUAUAACCUGCAAAAUGAUGGAGUCAACAUCCUAAUAGCACUUGGUCACUCGGGCUAUGAUAAGGAUCAGCAAAUUGCCAGGGAAGUGGAAGGUAUUGACCUUGUUAUAGGAGGACACACCCACAGUUUUCUGUGGAACGGCUCUGUUCCAGACACGGAGGAAUCUCAAGGACCUUAUCCAACUUAUGUGACCCAGGACUCGGGGCGGAUUGUUCCAGUAGUUCAAGCGUACGCAUAUACCAAGUAUUUUGGAAAAAUACACUUAAUAUUUGACUCUGAUGGGGAAAUCACUUUCUCCGAUGGAUUACCUAUUCUUCUUGACAAGACAGUUCCUCAGGAUCCAGAAAUAGUAAAAAUAUUGGAACGUUACCGAAAAGAAAUUCUAAAUAUUACAAGCCAAGUUGUUGGUAAUACAUCCGUCAUACUCGAUGGACAAACGUGCGAUAAAAAAGAAUGCAAUCUUGGUAAUCUAAUAACUGAUUCAAUGAUUCAUUACUAUGCAACCCAUUAUACUGGAGAGCACUGGACUGACGUUCCAAUCGCCAUGAUGCAAGCAGGUGGUAUAAGGGCAUCUGUUGCUCAUAUAAAAAUGCCGACAGAUAUUACUAAAGAAGAUCUUUUAGCAGUCAUGCCUUUUAAAGGUCCCCUAGCAACAAUAACCAUGAAUGGUACAAUACUUCUAGAGAUGCUAGAACAUUCCUCUUUGGGAAACCACGAAUUCGACGAAGAAGUGGCCGGAGUGGUACCCUUCAUAAGAAACGUUUCGGCCCCCGUCCUAGCAGCCAACCUGAUCCUGGAUUCUGUACCCGAAAUGCAAGAAGAAACAAAUCUACGUAAAUCAGUUAUCCUCCAUAAGAAGGGAGUAAAAAUCGGCGUCAUAGGAUAUCUAACCCCAGACACGAAGUUCCUAGCUCCACGAAACAAAGUCGAAUAUGAAGAUGAAAUAAUAGCAUUAAGAAGAGAAGUCGCAAAACUCAAGGAUCAAAACGUAAAAAUACUCAUAGCCCUCGGACAUUCCGGUUUCAUUAAAGACUUACAGAUAGCCAAAGAAGUUGAUGAUUUAGAUCUAGUAAUAGGAGGUCAUUCCAACACUUUUUUGUGGAACAGUAAUACUACGAAGGAAAAGCCUGAAUACCCGCAAGGAUCUUAUCCCACUUGGGUAACGCAAGCAUCAGGUAGAAAAGUUCCCGUGGUGCAAGCAUACGCUUACACUAAAUAUAUAGGAAAGUUGCAUUUGAUCUUCGAUUCCAAUGGGGAAAUAAUAGAAUGCGAUGGAACACCAAUAUUGUUAAACCAAGACAUUCCAAAAGACCCAGAAUUAUUUAGAUUGAUAGAGAAAUAUCGUGCCAAUAUAGACAGUAUAAAUAACGAAGUCGUCGGUAGUUCGAUGGUGUUUUUAAAUGGAGAAGUUUGUCGUUUGCGAGAAUGCAAUAUAGGUAACGUGAUCACUGACGCAAUUCUGUAUUACACUAAGAAGUAUUACGAUGAUCAACACCCGGAAACCUACAUAUCUGUUGUGCAAGGAGGUAGGAUAAGGGCUUCCAUCAGUAACCCAAAAGAGCCACCGUUUGGGUUGACUCAUGGCGACUGGAUCACAGUUCUACCGUUUUCGGAUACGCUUAGUAUUGUCUACAUGAACGGUACUACAUUAUUGCAGACAUUAGAACAUUCCGUUGACUCGUGGCGUAAAAUUGAUACACCUGGACAAUUUCUGCAGGUGUCCGGGAUCAGUGUUACGUAUGAUUUGGCGAAACCACCUGGCUCUCGUGUUGUAGCCGCUCAAGCUACUUGCUCGAACUGCACUGACUUGGAAGAUAUUAGACCAGGUUAUCAAUACAACUUAAUAAUGUCCACUUUCUUGGCUGAUACUGGCGACGGGUACUCUAUGUUUGAAGGGCUUAGAAAAGAAACACUUCCAUACAGUGAAGUUAGUUGUGUUAUAGAAUAUCUGAAAAAAUAUAGUCCUAUAAAUCCAGGAGUGUAUGGUCGUGUCAUAGUUCUGAAUGAAGAUAAAGUAAAUAAUAUUCCAGUCUUAACUAAUUCAAAUAGCAUAAGGGAAAGUAGACUUUUAGGGUCAGGCGCUGCGAAAAUCUACAGCAGUAUCAGUUUUAUAGCUCUCUUACUUUUAUUCACAUCCAAUGUGGACUUUUAAACCUAAUAUUUAAUCAUUUGUGCCAUCUACCUCUAUUCUACGUAGAAUUAUAAUUAUUAUCUCAAUACAGAAAUAACCAUUUCAGUCAUUCAAAGGCAUAUAUUUUUAGAUUAUAUAAUAAAAUGACAAUGCUUAAAAUUAUAUAACAUAAGUAAUAAAAUAUUUUAGAAUAUAAGGCACUAUUACUUAAAAAGCUCAAUGUAAUAACAUAGCAAUGUAAAUAAACUCUUAGUACAAUUUUUGGUAUACACAUUUUUAGAUAAUAGAUAAUAUGUGAUAAUGUAUGUACAUUGUACAACAUUUACUGAAAAUAAAUUAUAUACCUACAGUACAUAGCUUUUGAUUAACUUCUAAUAGAACU